AGGGCUUCAUGGUGGUUCCACAGUACUUCCAAAAGAAAAUAAGCAGAAAGAAUUGAAUCUUCAUCCAGCACACAGCAGUACAGGAAGUACUCAGCUUAAGAAGAACCUGUGUCAUAGCCAUGGAGAAUGCCUGUCUGGGGCGGUGGAAACAAGUGUGGGGCCUGUGGGAGGACCGUGUACCACGCAGAAGAGGUGCAGUGUGAUGGCAGGAGCUUCCACCGCUGCUGCUUUCUCUGCAUGGUUUGCAGGAAAAAUUUAGAUAGCACAACAGUGGCAAUUCACGAUGAAGAGAUCUACUGCAAAUCCUGCUAUGGAAAGAAGUAUGGGCCAAAAGGCUACGGUUACGGCCAGGGCGCUGGCACACUUAACAUGGACCGUGGCGAGAGGCUGGGCAUCAAACCAGAGAGUGUUCAGCCUCACAGGCCUACGACAAAUCCAAACACUUCUAAAUUUGCUCAGAAAUAUGGAGGUGCUGAGAAGUGUUCCAGAUGUGGGGAUUCUGUAUAUGCUGCCGAGAAGAUCAUUGGAGCUGGAAAGCCCUGGCACAAAAACUGUUUCCGAUGUGCAAAGUGUGGGAAGAGUCUUGAAUCAACAACUCUGACUGAAAAAGAAGGUGAAAUCUAUUGUAAAGGAUGCUAUGCAAAGAACUUUGGGCCCAAGGGAUUUGGCUAUGGCCAAGGAGCAGGGGCUCUUGUUCAUGCCCAGUAAGGUGUAAACCCAGAACUAAUCAUCACACACUGAGAAUCUCUUCAUAAUCUAGGCACAGAUAAAUCUUUAACACUAAACUACUGUGAAAUUCUACCAGCAUUAAGUACUGUAUAUUAAUUACCUGUACUUGGAUAGGCCUGGCUAAGUAGGAAGAGAGCACUGUGUCGCAUCCUUUUACUUUGUUCACCAGCAUUUUGGGGGAACAUUUCUUUUAUGUUUUAAAUAAAACUUCAGCUCGA
Cebus imitator (Panamanian white-faced capuchin) is the source of this 947-nucleotide messenger RNA. RefSeq names its product cysteine and glycine rich protein 2 (gene CSRP2). The coding region runs from base 127 to 708 and encodes 193 amino acids. The transcript has 6 exons. The record is from RefSeq and is a predicted model, not a curated record. NCBI's taxonomy places the organism in Eukaryota, Metazoa, Chordata, Mammalia, Primates, Cebidae. Gene Ontology annotation, cellular component: cytoplasm; Z disc; nucleus. Gene Ontology annotation, molecular function: structural constituent of muscle; actinin binding. Gene Ontology annotation, biological process: sarcomere organization; muscle tissue development.